Molecule: messenger RNA, 464 nt
Organism: Pisolithus orientalis
Lineage: Eukaryota; Fungi; Basidiomycota; Agaricomycetes; Boletales; Pisolithaceae
Exons: 3
Coding region: 68-331 (87 amino acids)
Source: RefSeq, a predicted model, not a curated record
CAAAUUUAGUAAUAGCCCGUAUUGCCAGCCUUCCAUCAUCGUGCCUGCCUGGGGACACUAGGCAGACAUGGUACAAGGCAAGACGAAGGGGCUGCAAAGCAAAGCCUCGUCAUCCAGAAAACCAUCAAAACCAUCGCAACCAAAGAAAGGAAGGCGAAUACAACCACCCAAAAAACCAGCCCUUGUCAAAGAAGCAGCAGCCCGAAAGGCCCUCACAGCCAAACACACUCGAUCGAUUGAACAGCAGAUGGCUACUGCUGCAUCUUCUGGAAAACUUACUAUCAUGAAAAGCACCGCUGCGGAACAACAACAACAACAACAACAACCAUAGUCACCCGUUCGCUGACGUGGGUAUUGUCCCGGAUUAGCGUCAUGCAGGGACUGCCCUCGUGCUCUCAACCGACCCUACCACCGAACGGUCCGCUUGCCUGUCCAGAGAGAAGAAAAAAACCUUCAUCCGGCAG